AAAUAAUUUAGCAGUAUUCAAACUAAUGUCAGCUUCACAAACAAAUGGUUUGUAGAGGAAACUCUGCGUUGAGAUGUACACGGAAUUUAUUGUGUUUUGGUUGACUUUUAAUUCAUUGUCUGGUUUAGAAUGUGAUAGAGGAUAUUCUAGAACUGUCAGGGAGUUUGUUAAACAUCAUUUGAAACCAGUAUAUAAAACACAUAAUGUUGAAAUGCCAAGGUCAUGCCCGUUUCAUGGAGAGAGGGAUAUUUAUCAUAAACACGAGAGUCAUAAAACAGAGGAAGGGUACGGAAAAUGGGCAUGUGAUUACUGUGGUAAAAUGUUCUAUGCUGAGAUGUACCUAGAUAAACAUUUAAGCUACAAACAUUCUGACCAUAUGUAUGUUGGACCAGAUGCUGUAUGUUUGGCAGAUUACUGUGAUAUAUUUCGGUGUGAUAUCAUCUCUGGUAGGAUAGAGCCAAGUUUUUGGGACACGGCUCUCUGUAUAGAUGAUGAUAUGACUGACCUCAUUCUGAAGUGCAAUAGAGCAUUUUCUACAUGUGGGCCUGCUGAUGUUUCAAAAAAUAUAAGUCUAGUCAUUCUGAACAAAACCAAGUCCCAAGUGUGCUCAUCUCUUACAUGUAAUAAAUACUGGUAUACCGGUAAAAUAGAGCCUUCACAAUGGCGUAUGUUGCUUAAAACAUUUUUAACAGUGAUGUUGAUUGGUGGAAUGAUAGUUUAUUACUUUGUGGCUUAUCAUCAUUUCUAUACAGAUAUUAUGUUUGUACCAAAACCUGUGGGAAAAUUCAAACCAUAUGUGAAAGAUGUUCAUCAGGUACAAAGAAGAAAAUUCCGUAGAAAAUUGGUCAAAGGAUGGACAUGAUUUAUCUGGAUAUAUCAUUAUAUGAGCCGCGUCACAACAAAACCAACAUAAUGGGUUUAUUAUGGUUUUGUCAUGACGCGGCUCAUAUAUCUUUAUUGUAAAACUUUAAACAAGUGCAAUAUUGUCAGGGAAUAUGAACAAAUCUAUAACUUUAUGACUUGGUGCAAAAUUGUUUUAACUUGUAUGAAAUAGAGGAGUUGUAACUGUUUUCAAAGAAAUAACAAAUCAGAAUGUGAAAAAAAAAUGUGUCUUUUAAAAAAAAUUCUUUAAGCAGAUGAAUGUAGUAUUAUAUAUUUGUACUCUUUGUCUUAGAGGAAUUGAAAAAGUGGCCUUACAUAACAGGUCUUUCUCUAUUUGUUUAUUUUUCAUUGAUGGUCUCUUUAGACAGAUUUUAUUGUGUAUUUCAUAGAUUGAACAUCAAUCUCUGUAUAAAAAACACAAGUGAUAGGUUGUUCUAACAAUAAAUUGUUUAAGUACACAUGUACUUAGGAGCCACUUUCUGAGUUAAACAGUUUUUCAAAAACCUACUUCAUGUACAAGAAUUGAAAUUUAUAUUGAAAGAAAAAUAUGUAAGAAUUUUAAGUUAGGGCAGCUUCGUCUCUUUAUUGUCAAUUUUUAAGUUUUUAUAUGGAAAUCAUUAGAUACAAACAGGUAUUAGGGAGGGUUGGGUGGUCUAUAUUUGAAAUACAUUAUAGUAUUAGAAGUGGUAAAGUAGAAAUGUGUUCAGUAUUUUCAAAACCUUACUGUUACAUAUUUAAUUGUACAUUACUUUGUAUUUAUUGUUGUGAUAGAUAUAUAAAUGUUUCAGGGUACAAGGAUAAUUGAAGAUUUGACAAAUUCUUACUGUUUUAGAAUUUUAGUUUGAAUGAAUAGUUGGCUUAUAAUUUCCCCAUUAUUUUUUACCAAUUUGAACUAAACACUGCAAUAUUUGUUUGUGUAAAUAUAUCACCAUUUAUAUUUUGAUAAUAUUAUGACUCUUCAGAUUAUUUUAGUUUUCCAAUUUUUUUCUUUAAUGUUGUUUUUGUAUGAUAUCAAUACAGUAGCUGUUGAUUUUGUUAACGAUUAUAUAAUUAAAGGAGUUCAGCUGAAAUAUAAAAACAUUAAAAAUCAAUAUUUAGUGAGAUUCUUAAAAUAAUUUAAAAGUUCUUUAUUUCUAGGUUGUUUGAGAAAAUAGAAUUGAUCAUUCUGGAAAAAAGGAGUGGUCAAAUAUUUGAACCGCAAGACGACUUAUUGGUACAUUAUGUACAUGACUAACUCCAUUAAAUGGUAUAAAUAUCUAGAAAAUUAUAUUUUCAGCCCCAUCUUGUGAAAAAACACCAUUGGAGGUCCUAGAAAUCUGUAGUUUAAAUGAAAUGCUUAUAUUGUGUAAUACUAGAACAUGUAAAUGCUUCAUCUUGUGUAGAUAUCUCAUGCUGCAAAACAUGUAUAUGGCUGUGGAAUAUUGGAAAUGCUUUCUUUCAUAUUUAGAAAUUUUUAUGCCCCCCUUCGAAGAAGAGGGGGUAUAUUGUUUUGCUAAUGUCGGUCUGUCUGUCUGUCGGUAUGUCCGUCGGUAGACCACAUGGUUUCCGCUGAUUAUCUUGAAAAGUAUUUAUCACAAAGUCUUCAUAUUUCACAUAGUGAUUGGUCAUAACUAGUAGAUGACCCCUUUUGAUUUUGGGGUCACUAGGUCAAAGGUCAAGGUCACAGGGACCUUUAAUGUCAAAAUGGUUUCCACUGAUUAUCUUAAAAAGUAUGUAUCACAAAAUCUACAUAUUUCACACAGUGAUUGGUCAUAACUAGUAGAUGACCCCUAUUGAUUUUGGGGUCACUAGGUCAAAGGUCAAGCCCCUUCGAAGAAGAGGGGGUAUAUUGUUUUGCUAAUGUCGGUCUGUCUGUCUG
Messenger RNA from Ruditapes philippinarum (Manila clam), 2740 nucleotides. RefSeq lists its product as uncharacterized. The transcript has 8 exons. The coding region runs from base 74 to 862 and encodes 262 amino acids. NCBI's taxonomy places the organism in Eukaryota, Metazoa, Mollusca, Bivalvia, Venerida, Veneridae. The record is from RefSeq and is a predicted model, not a curated record.